This is a messenger RNA of Carassius gibelio (silver crucian carp), 1664 nucleotides long. It is a transcript of the gene sdr42e2, whose product is annotated as short chain dehydrogenase/reductase family 42E, member 2. The record is from RefSeq and is a predicted model, not a curated record. The coding region runs from base 54 to 1385 and encodes 443 amino acids. Gene Ontology annotation, biological process: steroid biosynthetic process. NCBI's taxonomy places the organism in Eukaryota, Metazoa, Chordata, Actinopteri, Cypriniformes, Cyprinidae. Gene Ontology annotation, molecular function: 3-beta-hydroxy-Delta5-steroid dehydrogenase (NAD+) activity. The transcript is spliced from 11 exons.
CAUCAGACUCUCAGUGUCUCUGGUCGUCCCCAGACUGGACGCGGCGGAGGGUCAUGAAGGAGAACAGGUCCUCGUGUCAGGUGGAGCAGCUGUCCUGUGUGUGUCUGCUGGACUGCCAUCGACAGACCCCCACCCACAGGGCCGCAGGGACCCCGGUCCGACACAGAGCCAGCGGGGCCGUGGGGGCCGUGUGCAACAGUCCCGAGUGUGUGGUGACCGCCGGGCUGGAGCAGGGACGGCAUGGGGCCGGCAGGGUGCUGGUCACCGGAGGGGCAGGAUACUUCGGAUUCAGACUGGGCCGCGCUCUGGCAGGACAAGGGGCCACAGUCUUUCUGCUGGACCUCCACAAGCCGUCUUGGGAUAUCCCUGAUGGAGCCGUCUUCCAGCAGAUUGAUAUCCGGGAUUAUGAUGCCCUGUAUAAGAUCUGUGCAGGAGUGGAUGUUAUUUAUCACACUGCUUCUUAUGGGAUGUCCGGACCUGAACAGCUGAGGAGAAAGCAGAUUGAAUCAGUCAAUGUUGGCGGCACCAAUAAUGUCAUAAACGUCUGUACGGAGCGAGGCAUCUCUAAACUCAUCUACACCAGCACAGUCAAUGUGGCGUUCGCUGGCCGGCCCAUCGAGGAUGGAGAUGAAGACUCGGUUCCCUGCGUGCCGCUGGACAUGCACAUAGACCAUUACUCCAGAACUAAAGCGAUCGCUGAACGCAUGGUGGUCGCUGCAGAUGGGAGAUCAACAAAAGGUGGUGGUCUUCUACACACAUGUGUCCUGCGACCUUCUGGUAUUUACGGUCCUGGAGAGAGAAGACAUUUACACAGGGUGAUGGUGAAUGUGGAGAGGAGGUUGUUCAGCUUUUGUUUUGGGGACCCUAAUGCCAAGAUGAACUGGGUACAUGUGGAUAAUUUGGUGAUGGCCCAUGUUUUAGCAGCAGAUGCACUGACUGCAGACAAAGCCUUUGUGGCGAGUGGACAGGUCUACUUUAUCAAUGAUGGAGAGUCUGUCAAUGUCUUUGAAUGGUUGACACCUCUGUUUGAAAGACUGGGUUAUGGUCGGCCAUUGAUUCACCUACCUGUGUCUCUGGUCUACUCAGCAGCAAUUUUGAUGGAGCGGCUGCAUGUGGCUCUGAGUCCUAUAAUGGAAAUUCCAUUACUUCUGACAAGAAACGAGGUGAGGAACAUUGCUGUCAGUCACACCUUUAAAAUCGAGAAGGCACAGCGAGAGCUGGGCUUCAGUCCUCAGAGGUUCAGCCUGACGGACUCGGUGGAUCAGUACCUGCGGAGCCGAGUGUCAGCUUCACUGAUGAACACACAGCAUCACGUCCUGCUGCUCCUGCUGCUCCUGAUGGGGUUCAGCGCCCUCCUCCUGACCCGCUCUGCUGGAGGGGGGUAACACACCUCACUGUUUCAGUCUGGAGCCCUGUAGGGUUUGAACUAGGUCUGGUCGAUAUAGUGAACUCAAAAUGAUCAGGACAGGUCAUAAACCCAUUUUAAUGCUUAAACUAAUUUGAAUGCUUCUUUUGUCUGUGCCUAAGAGCAUUGAAAGGGUUUGUUCACCCAAUUAAUUACUCUCUUAUGUUAUUUCAAACCCUGAAAUCUUUGGUUCAUCUUCCAAACACACAUUAUGAUAUUUUAAAUGAAUGCUGAACAUUUUCUGUCCCUCCAUCUGAAA